Branchiostoma floridae (Florida lancelet) is the source of this 6163-nucleotide messenger RNA. Its product is annotated as gamma-tubulin complex component 6-like. Bases 41 to 5200 code for a protein of 1719 amino acids. The transcript has 31 exons. The record is from RefSeq and is a predicted model, not a curated record. Gene Ontology annotation, cellular component: centrosome; equatorial microtubule organizing center; gamma-tubulin complex. Gene Ontology annotation, molecular function: microtubule minus-end binding; gamma-tubulin binding. Gene Ontology annotation, biological process: spindle assembly; microtubule nucleation; cytoplasmic microtubule organization. Lineage: Eukaryota; Metazoa; Chordata; Leptocardii; Amphioxiformes; Branchiostomatidae.
CAUUAAGAUUCCUUCCCAGAGCACAGAUCGUUAGCUGUUAAUGAUGGCUGAGGUUGGGAUCACCGAUCUGUUCACACAACUGUGCAAAAGCCACUACAAAGUGGACGCUAGACAGCCCAGAAUAGUCCGCCCGAAGCUGUCAAAACAACAAAUCUCUUCCCGACUGAGAAACACCCUGUUCAACACACUGUUUGAGGACACGCUUGCUAGAAGAAAUGGGUUGGCGGAGAAGGGAGGGGUCGAGAAGCAGGAAAAGCUGUCCGAGAAGGACAAGAUGUUGGUGUUUGUCUAUGAACUAAGGCUGGAGCGAAGAUUCGAUGAUGCAGCCAGACUGGAGCACUUGGUUGACAUGCUGUAUUCUGAAGCAGAUCCAGAUGCAGACAUCAAGGCUGUACUGCGCUUGUUUCUGGGAUUGGCUAGAUCAGGGAGUCAACCAGAUAUCCCACCUAUUGGUUACCAUGACCCGCAGUUACCAAUGAAAAACCUGAAACGACAUGAGAUGAAUGGAUGGCUUUGCCCCUGUGGUCCUGUCUUUUAUGGAGACAGCAAGUAUCUUGAGGACAGUUUCCAUGGCUACAUGCAGUAUGAUAGGAGCUUGUUUGAACAUGGAUUACCAGCAUCUAUGAUAACUAUGUACUCUACUGGUCAGCCACAGCCUGGUCUGUCAUGGAAGUUGUUCGAGGCAACUCCUGGCCAAGACCUGUUGGGAAAUGGAUUGUUCCAGCUGAAGGGCAUGAAGAAUGACCAGUAUGAGAGGCAGACCAACAGCACGCUGUACGGCGCACUGGUACACAGCCACACCCGCAGCAUCGACAUCAAGCUGGGCCUGCCUGAGCUGCCUGAUGAGACCGACACUCAGGCUCUAGGACUUAAGAUCUAUCCAUACACAGAGCUGUCAGAAGAUGAGGGUUUCACGGAGCCGUCCGACACAGAGUCCAGUCUGACCACUCCCAGCCCAGACUUGCUGGUGGAGGAGGAUAUCUGGGAGCAGGCACUGACGUACAAACCCAGUCAGCACAGGACCUGGGAAACUAUCGGAUGUGUCCCAGGCCCCACAGAGAAGCCGUACCUGACAGAAGCAGGUCGGGAGGUGUUUGACGCCAUGUACACCAUGGUACAGCGACAAGUGCAGGAAUCAGGGCUGGACAGCAGCACAGUACAGAAACCAGUCAGCUACAUGGUACAGGAGAGGGACCUGGUCAGGGAUGCUCGAAAUGUGCUCAUUGGAGUACCUUCACACACCUUCAUCUUGGAUCAGGUGACACAGUCCUUCAGUGUGAGGGAAGGCAUUCACAUUUCUGGGACCACCCCUGGGGCCAUGCGACAGACGUUGCGCAGGUUUGCUGAGAUCGGGACCAACUACCGUCGCCUAGCAACCUUUGCUGCACCACCCAUCAUGGACUCCUUCUACCAGGGUGGACUGAUCUUCCAGGCCUUUACAGGGGGUCUCAGGAAGUACCUGCAGUAUUAUAGGUACUACGUGCUGUCUGGCUCCACCAGUGUGUCUCUACUCAACCUAGAGAUGUUGUACAGGAAGCUUGGGACACAGAUCAAGUACCUUGCAGAGUUGUGUAUGUGUUCAUCCUCCAGUCAGUUCAACCCUGCUGGGAGGAAAGGAGUGCCGGAGGGAUUCCCUACAGGGGUGAAGUUGCUGACAUAUCUGUACAAGGAGUCGCUUGAUGCCUGUAACACAGACAACUAUCCAGCCCUACUGUCCCUACUACAGCACUCCACUGGACCCUACAUCACUUUUGUCCAGGACUGGGUGUUUGAUGGCAUAUGCCGAGACAUCUAUGGGGAAUACACCAUAGAGGUUAAUGAUGAGUUCCUGUGCUUCAGAGACAAGCACUACUGGACCCAGGGGUUCACUGUUGCCACGGCUACAGUAGAGGAGAGUGUUCCCCUGUUCCUGGCAGACCUGGCCAACAACAUCUUUGUUUGUGGGAAGUCCCUGAACCUGCUCAGACUCUGCUGUCCUGGGCAUCACCUGUGCACCAGAGAUGUCCCAGUCCCACGACUGGCCCUGACCUUCUCCAUGGAGGACCUCUCUAACAUUGAGCAGAGGUGUGCGGAGUAUGUGGGCAAGAUGGAGGGGAUAGCCAGACACAAGACUGUGUCCAGGGAAGAAAUGGAGAAAAGAGCGGUCCAAGCCAGACAGGACCUGGUGGUACUUGCCAGACAGACGGCCUCCAAGGAGAUAGAUCGCAUCCAGAGUGAGAGACAGAAGGCACUGGAAGAGGCUGAUGCCAAGAAAAGACAACAGUUCCAGGAACUUAAAGAGCAGAUGGAACAGGACCUUCAGCGCCGAGCCUCAGAGAAGGAGAAGGAAGCUGAGGAAGACGUGGCGUUUAUCGAGGGACUGAAGAGAAGGGAGAGUGAGGAGGCAGAGGCUGAGGCUGAGCUGGAGAGACAAGCCAGGGAACAGGUAGUGGAGUACUAUGCCAAGUUAGGUGAAGAAGCAUCCAAGAGAGAGCAGAGAGCUCUGUGGAAGAUCCGGCGGCACCGCCUAGACCAGGCACGUCUCAACUUCUUACUUAAAGAGGAGAAGAAUCUCAAGAAAGGAGCCGGCCCAAAUUCUGGUGAAGAGCAAGGUGGAAGAUCUGGCAGUCCAAAUGUUGCAGAUCAAACAGGAAUGCUGGUUUCAUUUGCUGAGAGUCCAGAACAGAGUGUAGAGACAGGGAAGCUUGUUUCAUUUAUAGCAGAGCCAUCGGCCAAACCACCAAUGGUUUUACAUUCCAUCCUGGAAGGCAGGAAUCUACUGGACUUGUCUAUUGAAGAAUUCCUGCCCAAGUCCCAGUCAACAGUGGAAGAAGCGCAGGAAGAUGCGAGUGGAGCUAAGCUUGAUGAAGUGUUGUUAGAGAUAGGGUCUGACUUGCCCCAUGAAGAAAGAAAGUCAUCUGACACAUCAGUUCCAGCUCAGACCAUUGCUGACCUCCAGCAUGGGUACUCGUCCCUGUCUUCUGUCUUCAGUGAAGAGGAGAUAACUUCACCUGCUGGUGGAGAUGGCAUAAAGAAGAGUCAUCCUUCUGACUCUGUGUUUACAUCUGAUGGAGGAAUGGGAGAUGGAGCUGAGGAAAAGGCUGGCAUACAGGUAGGGAAACGUGGGCAUCACUCGGACUCUGUCUUCACUGCUGGUGGAGAAAUGAAGGAGGGAGAGAGCCACAAGGCACUGAUCAGGGUAGGGAAGCACGGACACCACUCCGAGUCAGUUUUGACAACAUGGGGGGAAGUUAAGGAAGACACUCAGAAGAGAGUGGUUAGAAGAGGGGAGCACGGGCAUCAUUCUGACUCUGCCUUCAGCCCCAGAGGGGAGAUAAGAGAGGAGGAUGUAAAGAAGCCUUUGAUAAGAGUGGGACAGCAUGGUCAUGCCUCUGACUCUGUGCUUGGAGACUUAAUUUCUGGAGAGCAAGACCAAGACAGUACAAGACAGGUGGCAAGAAGCCAACAUGGACAUCCGUCUGAUUUGUCUGAAGUGCCAGACAAUGCAAGACCACAGAGAAGCAAACAUGGGCAUGCCUCUGAUAUGUCUCUAGAACCAGACAGUGCAAAACCAAGAAGAAGCAAACAUGGCCAUGCAUCAGAUUUGUCUCUACAGCCAGAUGCUGCAAAACCAAGAAGUAGCCAGCAUGGCCAUGCAUCACAGUCUACUGCACAGGACAUUCUCUAUCCUGCAACACAGCUAGAACCUGAUGGCAUAGCCAAACCACAGUCUCAGAUACCUGUUCUUCCUACCAAUGCUCAACAUGGAGUUCCAAAGAGUUCCAGAGGGAAGAUUCCUCAUGGCCAUUCCUCAGACUCCACAGUGGAGGGAAUCCUGUACAAGGAGGCCAUAGAUUCCACCUGGGUGGUCAAGAGGUCAAGGUUCAAGGAGAGGAACGUCCAUGGUCACCACUCUGACUCCAGUGUGCAGAGGCUGCUGUAUCCACAGGAGAAGAAAGACAGCGAUGCACAGAAAGCACUGGUUGUAUCUAAAGCACGAGGCACAGUGUCUGCCAAUAUAGCCAAGAAGGUGUGGGCAGAUCAGCAGGUGGAACCUUUGCCAGACAACUUUGAUAUGCUGGAUAACCCUCCAUCUGUUGAUCUGCUGGGAAACCUUGGUGUGAUACCAUAUGCCAUGUUUGGUGACUAUGGCUCCACUACCAGUGAUGAGGUGGACAGUGUGGACAUAGUGUCCCUCCCUGUACUCAUCAAGCGCUCCAUAACCAGUCCCCUAACUGCCCAGAUCACCCUGGUGAAUAAGGCCAUUGUAGAUUACUUCAUAGUGGAACUGAAGGCACAACGGCAUUUCAAGGCCCUGCGGACAUAUCUACUCAUGGAGGAUGGGGAGUUUGGUCAUGCUAUAUCUGACCAGCUUUUUGACAAGCUUGCCCAGGGCCUGUCCCCACAAGAGCUGCUGUCCCCGCUGGUGUUGAACAGCGUGCUGACCCGAGCCAUCCAGACAUCAAUCAACAGAGACUCUGACUACACCGCAAACUUCAGCUUUGCUCUCAAGUGGCUGCCAGAACACUUCAAACUCAAUGCUCACGACACGCUGGAUUGCCUUGAGCUUCGUUACAAGGUGGACUGGCCCCUCAAUAUUGUCAUCACUGACACCACUAUCAACAAGUACAACAAGAUCUUUUCAUUCAUGCUGCAGCUGAAGAGAAUCUCAUGGGUACUCAAAGACAUCUGGUUCCACUUGAAAAGAUGUGCCAUUACAAACAGGGCAGGAAACUCCUCCCAGUACAGGCAGCUUCAGCUGUUCAGACAUGAGAUGCAGCACUUUGUGGGGGUGAUGCAGGGUUACGUGUCGAACCAGAUCAUCCACGUGAGCUGGCAGGAGUUCUGUAAGGAGCUGAGGGAGAAUGUGCACAGUCUGGACGAGCUGCACCAGCGCCAUGCUGAGUACCUCAACAAGGCCAUCUUCAGGUCACUGCUGAGUAGGAAGGCUGGACCAGUGAUGAAGGUCAUCACAGAUAUCUUCACCGUUAUCCUGAAGUUCAGGAUUCAGCUGGUCUCCCAUUCCUGGCAGUUUGACGAGACUCGGAACGAGGCCAUCCACCUGGCCUACCCCAACAUGGCCAGCUCCUUCCACGCAUUCCAGAAAUAUUCAGAGUUCCUCUACAGAGUGGUGAAGAAGUUGGUUGCCCGUGGUUACCAGCCUCAUCUUGAAGACUUCCUUCUGAGACUCAGUUUCAACAACUACUACCAGGAUGUGUAGGAACCUUGUGUCAAGUAAUAUUUAAUGUAUGUCAUAUCUACAGUUGGAAAUUGUUACCAACUUCUACUUGUAACUGGAGAAGUGAUGGCUCUAAAUGUUAAACAAAGUGGUUAGACAUUUGAACAAAAGCAUGACUAUGUUGUCUACACGCAAAAAUGGGAUCACAGGUAUAUAGAGCUUGUCCGAUGUGGAACUUAUUAUUUGUUGCAAGAAAGAAUCUUUUGCAUACAGUGGACAAGACAUAUGAGAUAGGGUGUAUGUCUAUGUAGUCUGAAUAGAUCAUGCUCACCUUAGUUUCAGCCCAUAUACAUAUACAAUUGCAGCAACAGAAAACUAUAAUGACAUAAAUCUAGGUCAUGUAGGUAAAGCAGUAGAGAAGGACAUACAUGCUCAUGUUAAACUUGAGAUGUAUCAAUUUUGAAAGCCUCUUCAUGUCAGAAGAAAGUGAUACUAUAUAACACUACCGGUAAAAGAAAAAAAUGUAAGUGAUACUGUUAGUGUUAAGUAAUACUAGAUAACUAGAAGUGGUAUACCCUAGUAAAGGCCUUUACUAGUUUACUGGCUUCUAAGUCUUUAAGCAAUUUGAAAAGAAGUCAACACUGCCUGACUGUUAGUAACUCAGUACAUUUAUUGAUUGCAUUAUUUAGAGGGAAUGAUCAGAACAAAACAUGAUGACCAUAUGUUUAAAUUCUUGGACUCAUGUCCUAUAUUCCUUUGCAAAUAUUGCAGAUUUGUAAAUUUCUUUGCAAAAUUUCAUGCUAUUGUCUUCUAGUUAUUGAUGUACAGAAACUUGGUAAAAACUUAUAAAUAUUUGGUUAUCCACUCAAAUUUGUUGGAACAAGAGGGUUAUAUAUGGUUUGAUAGCUGCACAUUGUUUGACUUUGAGAUCAAAGUUAUUGUUGUAUUACACAUCUGUAUAUGAUUGAAAUUAUGUGUGCCAAAUAAAUAUUGUCACUUUAAAAU